Coffea eugenioides is the source of this 1761-nucleotide messenger RNA. RefSeq names its product S-adenosylmethionine synthase 3. The transcript is spliced from 2 exons. The record is from RefSeq and is a predicted model, not a curated record. Gene Ontology annotation, biological process: S-adenosylmethionine biosynthetic process. Gene Ontology annotation, molecular function: ATP binding; methionine adenosyltransferase activity. Bases 206 to 1378 code for a protein of 390 amino acids. Lineage: Eukaryota; Viridiplantae; Streptophyta; Magnoliopsida; Gentianales; Rubiaceae. Gene Ontology annotation, cellular component: cytosol.
GGAAACUGGAAAGAAAGAGCGAGUCCCCCGGGAUCUCCUCGCACUACUAUAUAUAUACACAGCCAUUGCUCUUCUUUCACUACUCUUCACCGAAGGCGAAAAUACCUCUCUUCUCGUCUUCCCUGUACACUCCUCCUCCCUUCCCCCGCUGCUUCUCCCUUCGCCCGCUCCGCUCCUUUGUUGCUUGCAGAUCUACAGGCUAGACAUGGAUACCUUCCUCUUCACCUCAGAGUCCGUCAAUGAAGGCCACCCUGACAAGCUCUGUGAUCAAGUCUCGGAUGCCAUUCUUGAUGCUUGCCUGGAACAAGACCCGGAGAGCAAAGUUGCCUGCGAAACCUGCACAAAGACUAACAUGGUUAUGGUCUUUGGUGAAAUAACUACCAAGGCUACAGUCAACUAUGAGAAGAUUGUGCGUGAUACUUGCAGGGGUAUCGGGUUUACAUCAGCUGAUGUUGGCCUUGAUGCUGACAAUUGCAAGGUUCUUGUCAAUAUUGAACAACAGAGCCCUGACAUUGCCCAGGGAGUUCAUGGUCAUUUGACCAAGAAACCUGAGGAAAUAGGAGCUGGUGACCAAGGACACAUGUUUGGUUAUGCAACUGAUGAAACACCAGAGCUUAUGCCUCUGACUCAUGUCCUUGCUACAAAGCUCGGCGCCAAGCUUACUGAAGUUAGGAAGAACAAGACAUGCCCAUGGCUGAGACCCGAUGGUAAAACCCAAGUAACUGUUGAGUACAAAAAUGAGGGUGGUGCUAUGGUCCCUAUUAGGGUCCACACUGUUCUCAUCUCAACCCAACACGAUGAAACUGUUACAAAUGAUCAGAUUGCCCAGGAUUUGAAGGAGCAUGUUAUCAAGCCUGUCAUCCCAGCUCAGUACCUUGAUGACAAAACCAUCUUCCACCUCAACCCAUCAGGUCGCUUUGUUAUUGGUGGUCCACAUGGUGAUGCAGGACUUACUGGGCGUAAAAUUAUUAUCGAUACUUAUGGUGGAUGGGGUGCUCAUGGUGGAGGUGCCUUUUCUGGCAAGGACCCCACUAAGGUGGACAGAAGUGGUGCUUACAUUGUUAGGCAAGCUGCUAAGAGCGUUGUUGCUUCGGGCCUUGCUCGUCGCUGUCUUGUGCAGGUUUCUUAUGCCAUUGGCGUCGCAGAGCCUCUUUCAGUGUUUGUUGAGACAUACAAGACUGGGAAGAUUCCAGACAAGGAUAUUCUCGCUCUGAUCAAGGAGAACUUUGAUUUUAGGCCUGGGAUGAUCGCAAUCAAUCUUGACUUGAAGAGGGGAGGCAAUUUUAGGUACCAAAAGACUGCUGCUUAUGGUCAUUUUGGCCGUGACGACCCUGAUUUCUCUUGGGAGACUGUUAAGAUUCUCAAGCCCAAAGCUUGAGUUGACAACUGUCUGCAAAUUACUUUCAGUAGCAAUGAUUCUAGCUGCAAGCAAAUAAACAAAGCUAUCUGGCAUACACUUGACCCGAAUUCAUUUUUCCAGGGCUCCACUAAGAGACGGGAAAAGGGACCCUGCAUUAUGUACUUUAGAGGAUUGAAUGAGCGCGGAGCGAUUUGUCACCUUGUCUUCUAGUUAUUCGUUCAUUUUGAAGUUAGUUUCUUUUUUUUUUUGUUGUUAUAAUCAUUGUUUCAGUUGUCUGCUCGUUAGCGACACUCUUUCUCCAUUCAUGUUGUUGAUCAAUUUUUGAUUAUUCACACGUCCUCGUGAAAGUAUAUCUUCUAUUGGUAAUGAAAUUUUUACAUAACGUGCAUUUGAUUGACCAA